AUGUUUUUACUAUUAUGCUUCUCCUGGCCAAAGUUCAAGAGAGAGAAUAAGAAUUUUGGUAUUGAUUCUGUUAAGGUGCCAAAGAAAAGGACUGUAUAUAGCUCCACAACUUUCGAAUCAAUUCGAAUUAAAUUAGAUUUCCAAUAUUUUGAUGGAACAACAUCAGACCCACUUAAGUGUCAAAGUGAAGGAGAUUAUAUAACUUGGAAUGGUGAAACAUUUCAAUGCAUAGCUUCUGAUAUUCCUAAUUCAACAAAAAUCGCAGCAUUUAAAGGAACAAUGACAAACAUUGGGAAUUAUUUAGAAAAACUCCUUAAAGUUCUUCCUAGUACUGAUCCAAUUUCAUUAGAAUCUGACUCUAUAAGAGAACAAUCCAUAGUUCAAGGAACAAACAUCACAGAUACAGAUCUAUAUUUAGUAUUUUUCUUAAGACCAUUUUCCAAUGCAGUACGUUCUUCAACUACGGUUUCCUUUAAAGAGCAAACGUACUCCAGAUGUAUUCAAGCGAAUUUCUAUAUGAAUCAAGAAAAUUUACCAGAUACUGUUCAAGGUGAAGAUACUUCAAUCAACGGUGAUUUUUAUAGAAUCCUUAGAAAUGUUUUGAAUGCUGUUGCGCUUUCGGAUAGUUUCAUCAAUAAAUUCCAUCCAAAAUAUGAUUCCACUGUCUAUGAUUCCAUAGUUUGUAAUCUUACAAAAUAUGGAAAGACAUUCUCUGUCUUAACAACUCCUUAUGCUCAUUACUACGCAAUGAAGAACUAUGGAAAUGAAACAUUCUAUGGCGAUGAUAAAACAUGUCCAAGUGGCAUUAUUAUUGAGGAUAGUGGCCCUUCACCAGGUGAUGGCGCAGAAUCUACCAUCUACUACACUGAUAUCAGCAAUUCUGAAUCAACACAAGGUGACUAUGGCAAAUUCAGAAGAGUUACUGAUGUUACAAUGGCAUUCCUUUUGGAUAGUGGACACUAUGAAGUAAAUUGGUCAAUGGGGCAACCACUUAUUUGGGGAAAUAAAGAUUCAAUUGAUGGAAACUAUAUCUCAGGAUGGCCACUAUCUCCACCAGAAACUGCUCUACCUGACAACUACUUUUAUGAUCCAUCUUCAACUCAAAGCAAUGUUGGUUAUGACUUCAAUACAUGGGGAACUCCUACAACUCAAGUUGUAAAUUGCACCAAUCCAUCUUCCUUAGCUGAUAUUCAUUAUUGA
Trichomonas vaginalis G3 is the source of this 1200-nucleotide messenger RNA. Its product is annotated as regulation of choline O-acetyltransferase protein. The coding region runs from base 1 to 1200 and encodes 399 amino acids. Gene Ontology annotation, biological process: cell adhesion; proteolysis. NCBI's taxonomy places the organism in Eukaryota, Parabasalia, Trichomonadida, Trichomonadidae. The record is from RefSeq and is a predicted model, not a curated record. The transcript has a single exon. Gene Ontology annotation, molecular function: metalloendopeptidase activity. Gene Ontology annotation, cellular component: cytoplasm; membrane.